UCCUUUCAAACUUCCGUCGGGAAGCAAGCUCCUGUGACCUGUGGCUUGGGGCGCCGGAACCGCACCCCAGAGUGAGGUGGAAUGCUUUCCUGAUGGCCCCCAAACACGCAUCUUUUCAGAGGCAUUAAGGAAAAAAGACUAACCGGAGCGUUCUUCCUUCGCGAAUUUCUAAAUCCUGACGCCAGAGCGGAAACGAAAACGCGUCCCCAGCGCAGUUUCCGGAGGACCGAUUGCCCGACGAACAACCAGGAAGCGGCCCGGCUGGCAGCUGUCUCCGGGUUUCGGCUUCUUUUGAGGGCAUCCCCGGGGUCUCACGCCUCCCUUCCUCACCCAGCCAGGCGCCUGCCCCCGUCUGGCCCGUCACUCCCGAGUCGUCAUGUCGUCUGAUUUCGAAGGCUACGAGCAGGACUUCGCGGUGCUUACUGCGGAGAUCACCAGCAAGAUCGCGAGGGUCCCCCGGCUCCCUCCCGAUGAGAAGAAACAGAUGGUUGCCAACGUGGAGAAGCAGCUUGAAGAAGCAAAAGAAUUGCUGGAGCAGAUGGAUUUGGAAGUCCGGGAGAUACCACCCCAAAGUCGCGGAACGUACAGCAACAGAAUGAGAAGCUAUAAGCAAGAAAUGGGAAAACUUGAAACAGAUUUUAAAAGGUCACGGAUCGCCUACAGUGACGAAGUACGGAAUGAGCUCCUAGGGGAUGAUGGGAAUUCCUCGGAGAACCAGUUGAUAAAAUUACGUGAAGAGAGGGCACAUCUGCUCGAUAACACAGAGAGGCUGGAAAGGUCAUCUCGGAGACUAGAGGCUGGGUACCAAAUAGCAGUGGAGACCGAGCAAAUCGGCCAGGAGAUGCUGGAAAACCUCAGUCAUGAUAGAGAAAAGAUACAGCGAGCACGGGAAAGACUCCGGGAAACAGAUGCUAACUUGGGAAAGAGCUCCAGGAUUCUGACAGGGAUGUUGCGAAGAAUCAUCCAGAACCGCAUCCUGGUUGUCAUCCUGGGAAUCAUUGUGGUCAUCACCAUCCUGAUGGCGAUCCUCUUCUCUUUCAGAAGACACUGAUGGAUCUGCUGCCCCCUGGUCAGCAGCGGCGGCCACUUGUUCGGAGUAAUUAAGACAAAAUGGUCACAUGAAUCAUUCUUUUGCGCUGACAGGCCCUGUGACCCCCCUCUCCCCUCCUCCCCACGGUGUGUACAGCCGAAGCACAAAAAGUGGGAAAAAAAGAGGUUCUCGUCCUGCCUGCACGGGGUGGGUUUCUCCUUGGCCUAUCUUCCCUCAGACUGGCUCUGUAGCGGAGGGGUGGACACAUGCUUGUUUGCCUUGUGGUCAUGCCACCAGCAGUCUGCCUCACCCUCUGGACGUGUCGGGGCCCUCAUGCCUUGGGAGAGGCCUCAGUGAGCCAGUCGUGGAGCACUGAUGGGUGUGUCCCGUGGCUGACUGGCUGUUCCACACCCCUGGUCACUUUCUGUGACAUCCCAGGAUCCAAGUACAGAGAGAACCAGGUGCUGGAAGCCAUGAACUUCUCCCACACAGGGCCAUGAUGAAGAGAGCCGCCUUUCCCGGGCGGGUACCGAAUGCCAUUUGUGCAGAGAAUGGACUUAGUACUUUCCCUGUCUUACCUACUACUUCCUUUUUUUUUUUCCCCCAAACCCAAGAAUAUUUUUGCUGAGUCUGUCGAAUGCUCACUUUUCACAACUUUGAUUAGCGGCUGCAAGAACGAUUCCCAUGCCAUCCCAAACUCCCGUCCUCCCCAGAAUUUGCUGGCAAAGUCAGCCCUGGCCUGGCAUUUAAUUGUGACCUUGUCUCCCCUGGCCCGUGUAAGCAUCUCUGUAUCCUUUCGGUUUUAAUAUUUGCACUGCCAAAAGCAGUCCUCGUACAUGCAAAAGGUCUGACCAGGUUCGCUCUGCAACCAUUCCAAUAUGUAAAGAGAACAUGAAUAUUUCAGUACGAGCAAGAACAUGACUCUGUCAGUGUGAAAUUUCAACUGUGAUUAUGAAUAUAGUAGAGUCCUAAAGGAUGGUCCAUGAGAAAUAAACUUGAUGGGAGAUGUUCACUAACCUGCUUUCAAACAUGAAGGGAUUGCUGAGUGGGUGUCUUGUUUUUCUUUUUCCUUUUCUUUUUCUUAAAGAAUAAAAGGAUGGCUUGGAUUGUU
Messenger RNA from Echinops telfairi (small Madagascar hedgehog), 2141 nucleotides. RefSeq names its product vesicle transport through interaction with t-SNAREs 1A (gene VTI1A). Gene Ontology annotation, molecular function: SNAP receptor activity; SNARE binding. The coding region runs from base 377 to 1051 and encodes 224 amino acids. Gene Ontology annotation, biological process: intra-Golgi vesicle-mediated transport; retrograde transport, endosome to Golgi; vesicle fusion with Golgi apparatus. Lineage: Eukaryota; Metazoa; Chordata; Mammalia; Afrosoricida; Tenrecidae. Gene Ontology annotation, cellular component: Golgi apparatus; SNARE complex; endoplasmic reticulum membrane. The transcript has 9 exons. The record is from RefSeq and is a predicted model, not a curated record.